AUGGCUGCACAAGGAGUCACAGGAGACCUGCUCUGCUUGAUCAUCGACCUCAACCCAGCCGCAUGGGCCCAGUCGGGCCAGCCAGGUCCUCUAGCAGGCGACUCGCUGUCACUCGAGCAAGCGCUCGACCACGCCCUCGUCUUCUGCAACGCCCACCUCGCCCUCCGACACGAGAACCAGCUCGCCGUCUUUGCCGCCGCACCAGGCCUCAGCCGCCAGCUGUUUUCGUCCCACUUGUCCCCCACCACGGCGUCGACCUCGGCCGCCUCGGACAGCAACAUCUAUCAGCAGUUCCGCAUCGUCGAUGAGCGUGUCACGCAAGGCGUCAAGGACCUCAUGCGCGAGCUGCCAGACGACCCUCCAACAGGCGCCAACCUCGUCGGCGCGCUCUCCAUGGCUCUCUGCCACAUCAACCGCUUGAACGCGACCGACGCCUUUGCCUCGUCGGCCGCCUCGCGCAAGGCUCGCCCACGUAUCGUCGUCCUCAGCGUCACCCAGGAUUCGAGCGCGCAGUACGUGCCGAUCAUGAACUGCAUCUUCACGGCGCAAAAGAACAACAUCGAGAUCGACGUGUGCAAGGUGUUCGGGCCCGACGCCGUCUUCCUCCAGCAGGCGUGCCACUUGACGAGCGGCGCCUACUUCAAGCUCGAGCGGCGCGCCGCCCUCUUGCAGUACCUCCUCGUCGGCUUCCUCCCCGGCGCGGCGGCGCACAAGAACCUCAUGCAGCCGCGGCAGGAGCACGUCGACCUGCGCGCAGCGUGCUUCUGUCACCGCCGCAUCGUCGACAUCGGCUACGUGUGCUCGGUGUGCCUCUCGAUCUUCUGCAGUCCUCUUCCUGUGUGCUCGACGUGCCGCACCAAGUUCCCCAUGUCGACCCUCAAGCGCCUCGGGUUCGGCGCCGCCCCAGGAGGAGGAGGAGGAGGAGGAGCGGGGCUCGCGCGCCCGAAGAAGCGCAAGGCGCCGCCUGGGGGAGCGGCGGGCGCGAGGGCGUCGCCUGCGCCAGGAGUGGCGGGAGCGGGAACUGGAGGAGGGGCAAGUGCGAGGGGUACGCCGGCGCCGGCGGCUGGGGCGGCGACAGGAGGAGGAGCUCAGGCGGGCUGA
Rhodotorula graminis WP1 is the source of this 1101-nucleotide messenger RNA. RefSeq lists its product as uncharacterized. The record is from RefSeq and is a predicted model, not a curated record. Gene Ontology annotation, biological process: nucleotide-excision repair; regulation of DNA-templated transcription. NCBI's taxonomy places the organism in Eukaryota, Fungi, Basidiomycota, Microbotryomycetes, Sporidiobolales, Sporidiobolaceae. Bases 1 to 1101 code for a protein of 366 amino acids. The transcript has 9 exons. Gene Ontology annotation, cellular component: transcription factor TFIIH holo complex; transcription factor TFIIH core complex.